Molecule: messenger RNA, 3689 nt
Organism: Monodelphis domestica (gray short-tailed opossum)
Lineage: Eukaryota; Metazoa; Chordata; Mammalia; Didelphimorphia; Didelphidae
Gene: TAFA5
Product: TAFA chemokine like family member 5
Biological process (GO): G protein-coupled receptor signaling pathway
Molecular function (GO): receptor ligand activity; G protein-coupled receptor binding
Source: RefSeq, a predicted model, not a curated record
CCUGGUCUCCUCCCUCUCCCGUCCUCUCCUCCUCCUACUGCUCAUCCUCAUCUUCAUCCUCAUCCCCAUCCUCUCAGGAAGGGGGCUCCCGAGCCUCAGCCUGAGCAGGAGACAGGUGCUUCGGCCUCGCCCCCAGCCCGAAAAAAGCCUCCGGACUCCGGAGGCUGCGGCUGUGGUGGCUGAGGCGGCGGCGGCGAAAAAGACAGAAGAACCAGCCCGAGCCGGAACCGGGUCCGAGCCGGAGCACCCUCCCUCCCCCUCCAGUGGAGUCUAGCCGAGGGGCGGGCCCAGGGAGGAGGGAGGAGCGCCGGGGCCCGCCCCCGCCCCCUCGGCCCGGUCCUGCUGCUCUCCCGGCCCGCUGCCGCCACCGCGCUUGCCUCCUCGGCUCCUCGUCUCCUCCGCUCCCCAUUCCUCUGCGCUCGAGCCGGGGACGCUCCGCCAGCCCCUCCGGGGCUCAGGUCCCCAGCCCCAGCCCAGCACCCCUCUGGCUGCUCCGCAUCAUAGGGCCGCCCUCCAGCCUGCCAACUUCUCUUCCUGCUCCCCGAUAGCCAAGUGGGGGCCGCGUCUCUCCGAUCCCCCGACACCCCCAGGCCCACUGCCCCUACCCCGUCCUUGGAGUCGGCCGGCAAACCAGCUCGAGGACCUGUCCGCUCUCUUCUUUUGGGCCCCUUUCCUCUCCGUGGGCCGGAGGCUAGGGAGCCGCUUGUCCGAGGGCGCGCUAGGAGAUCCUUUCAGCGAGCGGCCUCAGCAGUUUGGGGGCGGGGUGGCGCGGAGGGGGCGACGAUGCGCCUCCAGACGUGACGGGGUUGCCGCCGCCGCCGCCGCCGGUGCCACCGCCCGUGCCAGUGCCCGUGCCGCCUGUGCCGCGGGAGGCCAGGCGUGAAGAUGUGGCUCUUUGGGAUUACACGUGGAGAUAGGCGAUCGGGAUCGGCCCCGGGGAGCGCCGGUUGGUGAGACGCGCUGCGCCCCCCCACCCCCUUGUGCCCCGGAGAAGCGGAUUCAAUGGCGCCAUCCCCCAAGAGGAGCCGCCGGAAAGAUGCCAACGCCUUGCCGAGCAUGUCCUCAACUUUUUGGGCUUUCAUGAUCCUGGCGAGUCUGCUAAUCGCUUACUGCAGUCAGUUGGCUGCUGGUACCUGUGAGAUUGUAACACUGGACAGAGAUAGUAGCCAGCCUCGAAGGACUAUUGCACGGCAAACUGCUCGAUGUGCUUGUAAAAGAGGACAGAUCGCUGGCACAACGAGAGCCCGGCCAGCCUGCGUGGACGCACGAAUCAUAAAAACCAAGCAGUGGUGUGACAUGCUUCCCUGUUUAGAAGGAGAAGGCUGCGACUUGUUAAUCAAUAGAUCAGGCUGGACGUGCACCCAGCCUGGAGGACGGAUAAAGACAACCACGGUCUCCUGACAGCCGCAGCAUGAGCAAGCGCGUGAUCUCCCUGGGACGACGGCUUUAGGCUCCGCAUGAGCUCCUUACCUUAGUCAAGUUUCUUCCACCGUGGAUCCUCGCCCGUUGUACUUCCCUUCCCGCCACCGUCUGUUUCUCUGUAUCUCAUCCAAAACAGCCUCAUUCUUCGACUGCCGCCAUGCGCUCCAGUCUGUCCGGCCGUCCACGGAGCACUGAACUAGGGAGCGGAGGGAGCACAGCGAUGCUCGGGCUUUAGCCAUACCAAGUCCGUGGUGAGCGCCCAUCCCCGGGUCCACUCAGCCGCUGGACUCCCUGGGACCCACGUGGUUUCACGCGAGGAGUCGCCUGCAGAGAAGAGUCCGAUCAGCCUUAGAGAAGACUGUUUUGUCAAUGGGGGGACACUCGGGCGCAAGAGAGAGUCUCUCCUCCUGCCCUGGACUGUCUGAGUCGCUUUUAUUUUCUUAUACUUUCAGUAUAUACAAUAGACCAAAGAGCAAAAUCUAUUUUAAAGAGGACACAAUCUUAUUGUUAAAGUUAUCGGGGUUAAAUUGUAGAGGGGAGGUCGGGGUGGGGGGAGGGAGCACAGACGUGAAUGAAUCCUGUGGUCGGGAGCCGGACGGACGUGGCCGUCCGGAGGAUGGGGCGUCUGUCUCUGCCGAGGGAACGCUGCGGUCCGGAGUCCAAGGAACUGCUCCCGAGGAAGAGACGCGCCUCUGAAGAAUGCAGACAGAGCAUGGAGAGUCCGGAGCCGACGUCCUAGACACACGCAGACAGACUUCCGUAGAACACAGACUGGCCGCCGCGCCGCGGCGGUGGCCCCUUUAUCCCUCUGUACUUAGAUUGACUUUAUCGUACUAAAAAUCAUUUUCCGUUUUAACCAGUUAAACAUGCCUCUUCUACCGUUCCAUUUUUGAUAGUUGGAUAAUCCAGUAUUUGCAAAGAGCAUGUUUGGUCUCCUGUGACCUCUGUCUCAUCCGAUGCACCAUUUAGCACCAGAAAGCAAAUUAAAGGAAAAAAAAAGUAACACUUGUUUGAAAGAGAUCAUUAAAUGUAUUUUGAAAAUCCUAAAGUUAUAUAUUUAACAGUUUUUAUAUGUUGUAUAUUUGUAGAGAAUACUAUUUAACAAUUAACGUGGUAGCUGUCGCAGGCCUGAUGAACAGUCCGACUCCCCUGGGCUUUCUAAACCCGACAGGCCAGGGAGUGACCACACCACACGGGAUUUCGUGAAGCAUGGCCAGGGAGGAUACUUUCGGAAAGUCACCAAUCCUGUCGUUUAUAUCAAUCGCUUUAAGGCAUCCAACCUUCACACACUGGUGGAAGAUGGGGCUUUUUUUAGGUUUGUCUUUGGAAUCUGGGGGGGAGGGCUCUCUGUACGGUCAAAUUUGGGUGUAAAAUACUUGAAUCAUAACUAAGUUACUUCCCACCCCUUUUCUUGCCCACCUUGGCCCAAGAGUAUACUUUCAUGCUGGUCGGCAGCUUGAUUCCUACGCCCCCAUCUUCCAAAGUAUUUAGCCUUCGUAUUAUCCUGUAGGGAAGAAUUGAGGCUGGGGAAAGAAGUGGAGAGCCAGAUGAAUUCUGAGCUCCUGUCCCUCUCUCUGAUCACAUUGGGUAUGUGAUGAGAUCACAAGAGCUGAUGGAUCUCUGGCUCUGGAUCCCCUUCUCCCUGGCAAUGAAUUAUAACCCAAUCCCCAAGCCCUUUCUGAGUCCCCACUGUAGUAUACUACCUAUUAGUCCAAUUAACAUUAGGAUUAUCUUAGAUCUAUGCUAUGAAGAGAAAGCAUUUAGAGGAUGGUCAAGAAACCAUAGACUAAAGCCCAAUUUGAUUCAAGCCUGUUCCCACGAUCCGCCUCGGGGACUUCAUUUAAACAGGCCGUAAUCAUGAAUUUAGGGGUAUCUCUGAGGCAACCCAAUGUAUAGGAUGUUUUCUUUUUCCCUUUCUCAAAUUGUAUAACAGGUCUGACCUGUAUCCGAAUAGUGGUUAGCACCAUCCCUCGCCGUGUGCUCUAUGCCGUGUAAUGCAGGACGGCCCUCCUGCCCCACAAAGGACCCAUGAUGGGUUUCCCGUAACCGAGAGUCCUGGGAGAUGCGCUGACCCACAGGUCCCCCCACCCAGGCUGUCUCCUCCUUCCUCUCACCUCUGGUUGUUUCUUUCCGAAGAGAGUGUAGUCGCCUUAUUUAGCAAAGACCGAGAACAUUUAAGAUGUUACAACAUUUUCUGUUGCUUUACAAUAUUCAGUUUUUGUGUUGAUUCCGCUAAAUUAUGGAAAUAAAGACAAAAAAUCCUUUUA